Messenger RNA from Lymnaea stagnalis (great pond snail), 3684 nucleotides. The record is from the annotation of a GenBank genome assembly. NCBI's taxonomy places the organism in Eukaryota, Metazoa, Mollusca, Gastropoda, Lymnaeidae.
AUUGCCAAGUUGAAGAGGGAGGUGAAUGGACAUGUUGUUUAUACAUAACAGUGUUUGCGAAUAGACCAUAACUAACUUCAUUUAAAACGUCCAGGAUUUUUUCAUUUUGAUUUCAUGCUUGGUGCAUUCGACAAAGGUGAGUUUUAAGAAGGACAUAACUGAUUGUUUCACUUGUAACUAUCACAUAAAUAAUAACGCUUCAUUUUAUGCCUGGCAUCGCGCCAUCUAGCUUCUAAUUCUAAGAAUUUUAAAAAGAAACAUUUUUACGGGAAUUCCCAAUGACUAAGGUUUUUAAAAACAAAAAAUGUUUUCAAAUUUCAAAGGUUGCAUAAGAAAAACUAUAACCGUGUGUUAUUAUGGUCUCUGGUCAUUUGAGACAACUCUAUUUCGGUAGUUCUUUUGGUAUCUGGUUGUGUAAGAUACAUUAUAAUUGAGUCGUUAUAACCACAGCGGCGUACGAAUGGGUGGUUGGAUGUAUGUGGCGCUACAAGGCUCCCCCGAUUUGGCAAACCUGGUAAGAAAAAAAAAAGCUGCAAUGUGUGAGUGAGGCAAGGUGGAAGGUAAGAGAGGGACGCGGUGGCCACCACUGGAGGGCCUAGGUGGAAGGUAAGAGAGGGACGCAGUGGCCACCACUGGAGGGAUGAGAAAGUCAAUCUCCUCCUCAUUUGGUAUGUGCUUUCGUUCAUAACACAGAUCCAAUAGAGGUAGAAGGUGAUGGGAGAGAGAAAGAGAAAAAAAGAGAGAACGAGAAAAAAAGAGAGAACGAGAAAAAAAGAGAGAAUGAGAAAAAAAGAGAGAACGAGAAAAAAAGAGAGAACGAGAAAAAAAGAGAGAACGAGAAAAAAAGAGAGAACGAGAAAAAAAGAGAGAACGAGAAAAAAAAAGAGCAGAAGAGAGAGAGAAAAAGAGAAAAAAAGAGAGAAAGAGAGAGAGAAAGAGAGAGAGAAAGAGAGAGAUGAGAGAAUAAAAGAGAGAAAGAGAGAGAGAAAGAGAAAAACAGAGAGAAAGAGAAAAAAAAGAGAGAAAGAGAGGGAGAGAAAGAGAACAAAAGAGAAAGAGAAAAAAAAGAGAGAACGAGAGAGAGAGAGAAAAAGAGAAACAAAGAGAAAGAGAGAGGGAGAGAGAGAGAGAGAGAGAGAGAAAAGAGAGAGCGAGAGAGAAAGAGAAAAGAGAGAGAGAGAAAAAAAUGAUAAAUAGAAUAAAGCUUAAUCUCCUAAAACUAAAACAUUUAACUCUACGCAUUUUAUCGUGCAUGAACUCACAGCACAUGAACACAGGCUUCACAAUCCUGUAAUUAUUAGGCGAUCCUGUGAUGCUAUUGACUGGUGACCUUUAUUCUACAGCAAUUCAAAGACCAACCAAAUGUCAGAUCUAGUGCAGGAUGACCUGACCUUGAAGGGUCUGUUUGAAGGUGAGAUUCAGAUUUCCAUUAUUUACCAUUUUUAGCUAAAGUAAACAUUAUUUUUUUCCUGAGUGGGUCUUGGAUUAGCUCCUGGGGGAGGGGGUGGGGAAGGGGGUGGGGAGACUAGGAUGAGUGAAAUAAAAUCUGAAAUUACAAGAAUAGCUUAACGGGAUGUUUUGGAGACACAUUCCGUGUUUUAAAACAAUUAAUACACACAUGUUAAUUGAAUAGAGCCUACUUUGAAAUUAACAUAAUAUAUGAUACACAGCAUCAAACUGAGCAGACUGAGUUUGUACCAAUGUUUUCAAAAAUGCAUCAAUUGAAUUGUUGAGAUUAUUAUUAUUAUUGCAGUGUUUGUUAUAUAGCGCAGUACCCCAGCCCAAGGCUAGGCUCACUGCUCAGUACCCCAGCCCAAGGCUAGGCUCACUGCUCAGUACCCCAGCCCAAGGCUAGGCUCACUGCUCAGUACCCCAGCCCAAGGCUAGGCUCACUGCUCAGUACCCCUGCCCAAGGCUAGGCCCACUGCUCAGUACCCCAGCCCAAGGCUAGGCUCACUGCUCAGUACUCCAGCCCAAGGCUAGGUCCAAUGCCCUUCACAUUAAAAUAAGCAAUUUCAGAAAAGUAUACAUUUAAAAACAACGAUUGGUAAAAAGCUUGACCUCACCCACCCAAGUACUAUCUACCCUUGUCUAGCCAUGAUCAGCACCCAGCAGCAUUGAGCGUUGUUUAUUAGUUAGAGGGGGGUGAGAAUGAGUCGGUACAGAACAGUUUGAAGAGAUGGGUCUUGAUGGCAGUUUUGAAGUUUGUGAUGGUCGGUAUGCAGCGCAUGUGUUUUACCAGUCUAGCGAAUCAUCCUUUCUCUUUUCUUCAUUCCAAAACCUUAACAUCCUCUAAUAUGAUGUAAUAUUUCAGGCAAGCAUGAGGUCGCAGACAUUAAGAUGGAAGCCAGCUCACUUGCGUUCGCCUUCGAUUGCGAAAAACAUAAAACAUAUAACAGUCACGACGGUUUCAUACCGUACACAGAUUUCUGCCGGAGGAGUCUGCCGAGGCGUUACAGAGAUCCCUACUUGCUGGACGUGAUCAAAGUCAUCGCCUUCCUCACAGUGAGGAUUGACGUCACCUACACCAGCCCAGCGAGGCCGCUUGCUUAUCCGUGCAGCGAGUCUCGGGGACGCACGGCAAAGCGUUCGGGGACCGGUCGUAUCGGAAUGGUGUGGAAGUACACGGACAACGACCACCGCACUUGUCCGUGUACUGCGUGCAAACAGUCGGAGAACCCCGUGAGAAACUGGGGCUUGAUUCGGGUCAUCACGGCGGUGCAUGUCGUCUACGACAAGGCCGAGGCCCUCAAGGCGACAUGUCGGUUUGGGUACGAUUCAUACAAAAGCCCUACGGUCAUUUUCGAAGGCGUCGACAUGGAGAGAGCAGACGUGAACGACGACAGAUGUCAUUUGUCGUGCGUCACCCACGACCUUGAACUCUUGGACAAGCUGAAGCUCCAGUGGUCACGGUAUCCGGCGCUCCACAGAAAAGUCACGGAGAAAUUUAAGCGACCUAAUGACAAACUCGUUGUGAUCGUGUCGCACCCCCACGGCUGCAGCAAACAUGUGUCUCUUGGGUCUUGGACCAACAAGGUCAUCACAGGCGCGACCUCGCCCGGUCCGGAUGCACCCACGCCGGGUCAGGUUGAGUCCUCGCCCAGUCAGGGUGCCUCCUCUCCCAUUCAGGGUGCGUCCUCUCCCGGUCAGGGUGCGCCCUCUCCCAUUCAGGAUGCGUCCUCGCCCGAUCAGGCCGUAUCCCCGCCUGUCCACCCGUUCGUCAAGUACACGUACACGACCACAACAUGUCCCGGUUCUAGCCGGGCCACGGUGUACAUCAUGGGGAGGACGUGGGGACUUUGGUACAAUCAGAUCCACAGUGGCCACAAACCGGAAGUCAACUACAACUACAGUGGCAACGGUUGCCACUGAGGAGACUCCACCUGAAUUUAAACAAACACAUAUGACAGUGUAAGAACGUAUACAAUAUUAGCUAACUUGUAAUUUGUUUCAUUUAAAUCCAUUUUAAGAUCUUCAACUGCCACUAUGUAUUAAAAAGAUCUUCAACUAUACGUAUGUAUUAAUCAAAUCUUAAACUGUCGCUAUGUAUUGACUAACAUCCACAUCAUAUUAUAAUCUUCAACUGUCACUAUGUAUUGACUAACAUCCACAUCAUAUUAUGAUCUUCAACUGUCACUAUGUAUUGACUAACAUCCACAUCAUAUUAUGAUCUUCAACUGUCAC